Messenger RNA from Camelina sativa (false flax), 1786 nucleotides. Its product is annotated as protein TWIN LOV 1. NCBI's taxonomy places the organism in Eukaryota, Viridiplantae, Streptophyta, Magnoliopsida, Brassicales, Brassicaceae. The record is from RefSeq and is a predicted model, not a curated record. Gene Ontology annotation, cellular component: nucleus.
CUCAAACUCAAAACAAGAAGAGAGAGAGAGAGACGCAACAAAAUCAAUCGUCCUCUUCCGAUAGCCACAUAAAACGAAAAGAAUCAAAACACGAAAUCAGACGAAGAUCUUCUCUAGAGUGAUUACAUCAAUCAAUUUGAAACCCUAAUUGUUCAAAUUCAUCUGCUUUCUUCUUCCCUCUUCUUGUCUUAUCAUCAUCUCACAAAGUUUCGAUUUUUAUUUUUCUUUUCAUCAAAACAUCUCUGUUUUCUUAACUGGGUUUCGUUGUUUCGGAUUCACUUUGUAGAAAAAGAGUUUUUUUUUUUGUCUUUCUUUUCUUUUUCAAUCUCGACUCAAAACCCACAUGGGAUUGGCACUAAACAGUAGACUGACAAGAAGAAGAAGAGUAGCCAUCAUCAUCAUCGACAUCGAGUGUUUAUUACGAUUAUGUCCUUAGCAGAAGAAUCUUCAGACUCAGUUUUCACUGAAAAAGAAGAAGAAGAAGAAUCUUUCAACCGUCGAUACACUCUAUGGAUCAAAGAAGCGUUAGACGAGCUUCCUCACAAUUUCACAAUCACCGACCCGUUUCUUUCGGGUCACCCGAUUGUUUUCGCCAGCUUAGGGUUUUUGAAGAUGACCGGGUACUCGAGAGCAGAGGUGAUCGGAAGAAACGGCAAGUUUUUCCAAGGUCCCAAGACUAAUCGUAGAUCGAUCAUGGAGAUCCGUGAAGCGAUUCGUGAAGAGAGAUCUGUUCAAGUGAGCUUGUUGAACUAUCGUAAAUCUGGGUCUCCGUUUUGGAUGUUGUUUCAUAUGAUCCCUGUUUUUGGGAGAGAUGAUGGUAAAGUCAUCAAUUUUGUUGCCGUUCAGGUCCCGAUCUCGGGACGAGAUCAUCAUCAUCGGAAGUUGACAAGUGUAGGAGAUGAUGUCUCGUCGUUGGAUCAUUCUGAAUUGGUGUUUGGUUCUUGUCGAAGAGAGGUUUGUUUUGGUAAUUUCGUGCAGCAUCAGGAUCAUCGAGCUUUACCUGUGGAAUGUGAUGAUGAUGAACAAGGAUUAGAGGAUUGGGAGUACUGUGAAGCGAGCGAGUCUGAGAAGCUAAGAGCUGCGGAAGCAAUUAACAAUGUGUUAUCUGUUUUAACACGUUACAGCGAGUUGAGUGGUAGAUUAGUCUGCGGGAAACGGUGCUGCUUGCGAGGAGUAGAUUGUCUAAGCUCGUCGUUAGUUAUUUCUCUUGGUAGAAUCAAACAAAGUUUCGUAUUAACCAAUCCAUGCAUACCCGACAUGCCUAUUAUUUAUGCGAGUGAUGCCUUUUUGACAUUGACUGGCUACAAGAGGCAUGAAGUGUUGGGACAAAACUGUAGAUUUCUGAGUGGAGUUGAUACCGAUUCCUCAGUUCUUUACGAGAUGAAGGAGUGCAUCUUAAAGGGACAAUCAUGCACAGUGCAAAUACUAAAUUACAGUAACAGAAAAGAUAAGAGCACAUUUUGGAAUCUUCUUCACAUCUCACCAGUUCGUAAUGCUUCAGGCAAGACAGCAUAUUUUGUAGGCGUUCAGGUCGAAGCAAGUUGCAGAAAUACUGAAAGUAAAGAGCUGAGACCGGAGACAAAGCAACUGAGUGUGGUCGGUGCUGUAAGAGUAGCGGUUAGGAGCUCAUUCAUGGUGACAUGCUAAUAUAAGCCCAGAAAGAUGAAAAUACCUCUUAGAAAGAAGUAGAAAAGAGUAUGAAUUGAAUUGGUCAUAUAUAUGUAUAAUCUUUGUACAUGAAUGAAGUCCUCAUUUUGAUCCUUAACAAAGUUGGUUCAGCUGAGUC